CCAUUGAGGAGCCGCACAACCCACCGCCUCUAGAUGGGUUCGGUCUUCAGGAGGUUCUGCUGCUGCUGCUGCGUCGCGGACGACGGCGACGAUGAUGAAAAGCAGCCUUUAGUACCCCCGGAUCCGUUGGAGUACUUCAACCAGGAGGUCCAGAAGCGCCGCGACGAGGAGACCAACCUGUGGAGUGAGCCGGGCGACCGCAGCCACUCGGAGAGACCAGACGACCGGGUGCUUUACAGCCUGCUGCAGGCCAGGAACAAGACCCGCAUGGGGUCCACGGGCUAUCGGCGACUAAGUGUUGACAUCGAGGCCAUGAGAGACACGCGGCGAGAAGUCCGAGACAAAUGGAAGAUAAUCCUGGAGAACUUGGGUUUCAUAGCUGAGGCGGACUCUCUGCUGGGAGUGUCUGCUGGAGCCUCGCUGGACGGCAUGCGUAACGCCCCAGCAGCACGCGAGCUGCUCCACACGCUCCACACCGAGACGUCCCUCUUCUACAGCCGAGAGCCCCCGCCGGAGAGAUAUCUGCUAAUCCUGGACCGCCUCCUGUAUCUCGAUGUGGCUGAAGAUUUCUUGGCGAAGGCGAAGCGCUUCUACCCUCCAAAGGAGGACUCGGACGAGGAGGCGCCGGGCCUCGCCAUAAACCUGCCGCUGCUGCUGGCCAGGGUGGAGGCCCUGAACGGGAGAGCCACUGAAGACGACGAAGAGAGCGAGAGAGACGAUUGAAACGCGAGCGGCGGAGCUUAAGAACCUACUUCUGCAGUAGUGAGGGACACGAGGCAGGGGGCAGUAGUCAUCCGCCCGGGAGUGCCAUUCUGUUUUCUCUGCUCCACACCUUGCAUAACGGGCCUUGCAGAUUUUCUGGUAAAUGUUACAUUUACAUCUUGUUUUUUUUUCGUUCACCACAGAGUUGUGUCAAGUUCUGAGUCUGUUCAUUGUUCAGCUGUUGUGAACCUUCAGGGUAUCGAUGUUCCUUGGAGAUUAUAUCAUUCAAUCAUAUGAUCUGAAUAAAUAGUCCAGCAUGUUAGAUUCUUUCUCGUAAGAAUGUGUGAUUCUAUAAAAGAUGCUUUGAACCAUGUAAAGUCGAAAAUGUAGCUUUAUACAUAUAAAAAAUAGUCGAUGGAAAUACGACGUAACUCUUAAAUCAGUGGUGCAUGUGACUGAGGGACUUUCAGGUGAAGUGUGACGGGUGUCUUUUCCUCUAAAGGAAUUUACUGAAAAUGUGAACGAUUUCUAAGCUCAUGUAGACGUUUGUGGAUUUGUUCUGGUGUCCCAACAUGUGAUGAAAUAAAGUUCCAGUCCGAAGCCUG
Molecule: messenger RNA, 1307 nt
Organism: Gasterosteus aculeatus aculeatus (three-spined stickleback)
Lineage: Eukaryota; Metazoa; Chordata; Actinopteri; Perciformes; Gasterosteidae
Product: melanoregulin
Biological process (GO): melanosome transport
Cellular component (GO): melanosome
Source: RefSeq, a predicted model, not a curated record